AUGCACACAGAGUAUGAAGAUGCCUUUACUGCACGGAAUUUGCAAAACUGGACCCUACCCAAAAUCUACAAAGAGCGCCCUUCUGCUCGGGAAGGCUACACUCAAUUUAUAGCCAAUGAACGAGGACACCUGCUUCCCUCAGUGCCACGUUCAAAGGCUUCCCCCUGGGGCACAUUUAUGGGAACCUGGGAGAUGCCACUGAAGAUUCCCCCAGCCAAACUGAGCCUGACCUCCCGCUCAGCUGCCGCAGCCUCACGCCUCACCAACUGGAUCCACAAGUCCACCACACUGACCAACGCCUGCAACGGCCUCCGUCCACAGAUCACCGGCAAGCCUCAGGAGCCUGAAUCACACAUGCAGACCACCAAGGAGCCUUCUAAUAAGAACAGCCGGGCAUCUAGCAGAGGCUCCCAGCACCCCAGGUCCUCCGCCAAAAUGCCCCCCGAAGAGGAGGCUUAUCACAAAGAAUCCGCCCCCCUCAAGGUCCCACUGUCACGCCAGCCGGGCUGCAUGGAUGUUCGAAUCAAAGGAGCCACCUCCCAAGAAAGCUCAGUUUUGUGCCAGUCAGGCUCAAAGGAGGAUAGGAACAGAGGUGUGUCAGAGGUCCCACUGUCACGCCAGCCUGGCUGCAUGGAUGUUCGAAUCAAAGAGAGCUCCUCACCCAAAGGCCCUGCUUCCCUCCGACCUCCUUCAAGGGAAGCUAAUCCUAGGCGAGCCAUCUCUGCCGAAGUCCCAGCUGCAAGUCGACCUGGAUCAAUGGAGGCUAAAGCAAAAGGAGUCAGUUCACCUGAGCUUGUGGCUUCAUCUUGUCCUGAGUCAAUGGAGGCCAAUCCCAGGGGAGCCAUCUCGCCUGAGGCCUUGGCAUCAAGUCGCCCUGGUUCAAAGGCUAGUGAAACUGCUGCGACCCCGAAGAGAACUUCAAGGCACGCAGCAGAAGGGAACGGGAACAUGUCACCCAAAAUGGAAGGGUCAGCAAGACCCAUGUCCUGCCCUGAAGAAAGAUUUGAGCAAACAUUCAACUGAAGGCAAAUUCAGCAAAUUCUAUGCCCAAGACACAAACACUACCAAGACCAAGGACAAACAUUUUGCUCAGCAUUUCAAGCCAUUCUUGCCCUUUACUUUCUUCAGUUCUAGUCUUCUCCAUCCCCAUGCUGGAGGGAUUUCCUUUCCCUCGCUGCUUUCCCUGCAUCUAGUUGUAAAUCUCUUCAUUUUUAAUCCUGUUUGUGAGCUAGUUUCUUUGUGCGUAGGAGCUUCCCCCUGGAUAAGAACGAGCCCGGAUGACCAGCAGACACACAAUCCACUUUCAAGCCUGUUGAGCCCCAAGGUUGGGGCUUUCGGACAAAGACGCUGCCUGAGGGACAUUCACCCCAGGCACAAAUCAUUUUUCAACCUGAGCAUGAGGACAAAACCAGCCAAGGCUGGCGUAAGUUGGCAAAAGGGUGGUUGGUUCUGAAGGAGUCCAAGGGAUGCUAAUGAUACGACUGUACCUUGUGGCCAGCGGGUGUGUUCAUGGGAAUCAACACAAAAAUAAAACUAAAAAACCAAAAA
This is a messenger RNA of Pelodiscus sinensis (Chinese soft-shelled turtle), 1548 nucleotides long. The record is from RefSeq and is a predicted model, not a curated record. Lineage: Eukaryota; Metazoa; Chordata; Testudines; Trionychidae.